CGGCGUUGGGGGCUCUCGUGCAGGGAGUUCGAGGCGAGCCAAGCGUUUGGUUGGUUGGUUGGUCGAUGGGGGAGACAACAACAAGCUAGACACCAUGAGGGUCCCCGAAACACUGAUUUGGGUCGCUUUUCUCAUCCAGAAGGUGGUGGGAGAGUAUGGUAUGGCCCAUUUCAGUGACAAGGGCAAGAGCAAAGGAAAGGAUUACUGCAUAUUCUUCAACUCCCAGUGGGCACAUUUACCUCAGGAUCUCAAUAAGGCAUCACGUCUCCAGAUCCAUGACUUGACAACAUCGGUCCUGUGCUCACCCUCUGAGGUCCCAGAGGGAGGCUUCCCGAACCGCAUCCCCAUGGUGAUGAGGGGGAACUGCACUUUCUAUGAAAAAGUUCGCCUGGCCCAAAUUAAUGGUGCCAAGGGCCUGCUCAUCGUCAGCAAGGACAGACUGACACCACCAGCAGGAAACAAGACUCAGUAUGAAGAGAUUGACAUUCCUGUGGCACUGCUCAGCUACUCUGAUAUGUUGGAUAUAAGCAAGACCUUUGGUAAAGGACAGCUGGUUGCCAUGUACGCACCCAAUGAGCCAGUGUUAGACUAUAACAUGGUGAUCAUCUUCUUGAUGGCAGUAGGAACGGUGGCUAUUGGAGGCUACUGGGCCGGCAGCAGAGACAGCAAGAAACGGUACAUGAAGCACAAGCGGGACGACAGUGCCGAGAAGCAAGAGGAGGAGACCGUAGACGUAACCCCGAUCAUGAUUUGUGUGUUCGUCGUCAUGUGCUGCAACAUGCUGGUGCUACUCUACUUUUUCUACGACCACCUGGCCAUUUGGGUCAUCAGGAUCUUCUGUUUGGCCUCCUCUGUUGGCCUGUACAGCUGCCUGUGGCCGUUUGUCAGGAGACUUCCUUUCUGCAAGUGCAGGAUCCCAGAGAACAACCUGCCGUACCUGAACAAGCGGCCGCAGAUCCGCAUGCUGCUGCUGUCGGUCCUCUGCAUUGGUGUCAGCAUCAUCUGGAUGGUGUUUCGCAACGAAGACCAGUGGGCGUGGGUGUUACAGGACGCCCUGGGGAUCGCCUUCUGUCUCUACAUGCUCAAAACAGUCAGGCUGCCCACAUUUAAGGCUUGCACUUUACUAAUGACCGUCCUGUUCGUCUAUGAUGUUUUCUUCGUAUUUAUUACACCUUCCUUCACAAAGAGUGGGCAAAGUAUAAUGGUGGAGGUAGCAGCUGGUCCCUCUGACUCCUCCACACAUGAAAAGCUUCCCAUGGUGCUUAAAGUGCCACGGUUAAACUCCUCCCCCCUGGCUCUUUGUGACCGCCCCUUCUCCCUGCUUGGCUUCGGAGAUAUCUUAGUACCAGGUCUGCUGGUUGUGUACUGUCACAGAUUUGACAUUUUAACACAAUCCUACAGGAUCUACUUCAUGGCCUGUACAAUCGCUUACGGCAUCGGCCUGCUGAUCACCUUCGUGGCGCUGGCCGUGAUGCAGAUGGGUCAGCCGGCGUUACUCUACCUGGUGCCUUGCACUCUGCUCACCAGCCUCAGUCUUGCGCUGUGGCGCAGGGAGUUGCCCCAGUUCUGGACUGGAAGUGGAUUUGUGCCUGCCAUAGUGCUCGCACCGAUCAACUGCACACAAACCGCCGCGCCGCCGACCAAGGAGCCCUCAGCUAAACCAGAGUCACCAACUGCAGAGGAGCAAGCCAGUCAGAGUGAAGACUCCCCCCAGGACCCGCCUCAGAAAACUCCCCCAGUGGAGAGCAAUGAAGAGGAAAAAAAACCCAACUGAAAUAACGUCUAGUACGGCACUUUUCCAUUUCACCGUGUUUACUUUGUUCAUUUUCUUUUUACAGUGUGUCCGAGUCAGUGGACAUUUCACAUAGUGAUGCUUGUUUGCACUCAGUGCCAAGUACGAAUCUGUGUUUUCUGAAUGUCGGGCUCAGCCGGGCACAGACAAACAGAAGCAGUCCCAUCCUACUAACAUACAAUCUGCACCACCCGAAAGGGGAGUGAAAAGUCAAUCUACACUACUCCAUUGAGAAAACAAUAAAUAUCUCCACUCUGCUCAGCUCUGUGCCAACCUAAAGACCCCGUCACGCCAGCAAAUAACAGUGCAAUGUAUAACUUGACCAGUAACACCAGAGCUAAAUGGCAGAUUAAAAAAAAUACCCUUCCUGAUUUUUGGUUUUCUUUACAUUUAAGAAGUGGUUUAUGGAGAAAAAAGACCUUUUAAAAGCUGAGAUCUAAACCUGAGUAAAAAAAUAUUUUUGACCUAUUAAUUAUUUAAUAAAUCGUCCAUUUAUAAUGAGCACCCUGACGUGUAACAGAUCAGAGAAAGGGGGAAAAAACUUCACAUGUGGAGGUUUUAGUUCUUCACGAUUCAAACGGCAUGUCUAGAGCAGAAAAAAAAUAAGCAAUAGUAGUAGUUGCUGUGUGGAAAUACUGGCAUCGCUAUUAAAGGAAUAGUGGUAAUGAAUUAAUUAGUUAAUUAUUAAUUAGCCGAAUGAGCCGUGAGCUGCAUGUUUUGCACCCCUGAAAACCAACUUUAAUGAACUUUAAGCAAUCAAAAAAUGUAUUUAGUGCCUGAUCAGUCUCAUACAAAUAACUCCAGGAUCCAACUAACCUGAUGGAGCGAAAAAAGAGAAAUGGUAAAAUAUUAGGUGGCAAACAGACAAUUAAAGAUUUAAAUAUUCAUUCUUGCUCCAGCUUCUCAUAUAUGUGUAAGAAACAGAGUAUAAUUGGAUUCUGAAAUGUUGAUCACACAAACAAAACUUGUAAAAUAAGGCAUCUCGAACAUUGUUUUCUGCUUUUGGACAAAAGAAAAAAUUCUAAAUAGCAAUCAGUUGUUUUUUUUAUCUAGCAGUUAAAGGUAGUGCCAGGUUCAUAAUUUGUUGGAGAAAGGCACAUUUAUUUUGUAGUUUUUGCCUCUGUGCACCACAGUGGAUCCUAAAUCGAACAAUUACUAUGCGAGUGAAGAGCAGACUUUCAAAUUUAAUUCAAGGGAUUUGACAAAAUGUUAGCAUCAACUGUUCAGGAAAUGGAGCCAUUUUUUGAUAGGGUAUUGGUGUCACCCCGCCGGGCAGGCAGUGUGGAAACAUAUCUUUGUGAACACAAUAACUUGAGAGUGAAGCGAAGCAGAAUUGUCAAAUUGAUAGCACAGUUGCAUCUAAUAAAAAUCUCAGAUGUGUUUGACCUCAAGGUGCUCCUGUUAGCGAACGAUUAUAAAAUUUUGCUCAGUCUUCAGAAUAAAGUGCUAAAACUUCUCUGAUGACAGAGAGGUCCGGAAAGAUACUCUGAUCCAGUUUGUUGCCACAGUCACCAAGCCUCGGACCCAAAUAUUUAGCUGUUCGUCUUUCUGGUGUGACCGGGCUUUAAAGGUCCUGGCUACAACCCAGCCAAGGGGAAACCGGAGCGCAACACAAAAAAAAAACAAAAAAAAAGGAAACGUAAUGCCCACGCUGCCUGCUCACAAGGAAAGACCAACGCUACCACAGGAUUGCGGUUUCACAACAACCAGAUAUUUUAUUAAUCUCCAAAGAUAGCAAGCAUCAGGGAGGGAAUGGCCAAAACAACAAACAAAACACUCUAGAAAUGAAACAGAACUGAUUUACCUAUGACAAGAAACCCAAAAGAAAAUACAGGCCUCUUACCUGUAUCACUAAGCUAAACAGGAGAAAAAGGUUUUAAAAGAAAACCCCUACAGCAACCAGAUCACCAAGGCAAAGUCUUUUUACACAAUUUACAAUCGAUACAAGACAACCAAGCUCUUCUCAUCACAGUAACUUGGUCACACAGCUCACCACUAAACACAAGACACAUGGCUAAAUGCACAGCUUGUUUGGAAAUAGAAAGUGGGCGGGGCAGCGGGUCUUGAUAGGUCCCACUAUAUAGCCAGCCUCAUUCCAUGCUUAGCCAAUUAUCCGCCUCCACCUGGAACUUACAUCAGCACAAACAACACACAGCAUCAUGACUUGGGUCAUAACACGAGAAAGCGAUGGCAGCAGCUCUGCAAGCCCAUCAGUUUUCAAGCACUUAAUUUGAAACGCACUGAGACUUAAAUCCCCUUAAAAAGCCCUUUUUGAAGCGUGUGUCCCAGAGUCAGAGCAUGAAGCAGCUGAAAACUUUCAUACCCCUUAAAAUGUGGUGCUAACCUGGUUGUUGACUGAACCAAAGCACUUUUGUUAUUUUCUCAUCAAGCCUUUGUUACAUUUUGUGUUUGCAUGCUUUUAUUUUGAUUUUAGCCCAGAUAUAUAACCCGAACUUUGUAAAUGUUGCUGAGCGCUGCAGUCUGCAUCCCCCGGGAGGCGCUCGUGUUAUAUUAAGAGUUGGGUUUUUGGCCUUACCGUGUCCACGUCUGGAGUGGGGGGGUGGGGGGAGGCUCUCUGAAAACCGUGUGCUGGACUCAAAGUGCUGCAGUUUCAUGUGUGAACUGGAGAGUAUGUGGUUCUGGUUGUUUUUAGUUUGUAUUUAAACAUUUGCACAGCAUUUUAACUCGUGAAACGGCCUGUUGUCGGCUUAUGUGUGUGUACGUGUAUGUUUAUGCAUAAUUAUAAGGGUUUAAAGAUAUGGAAACCAUGGUAACGACCUACUUGUCCCAUAUUUGUUCUGCUUUUGUUUGUCUGACCCGAGGGCAUCAUGUUGGACAGCAGCGUGCUGCGAGUGAGUCCACCCUCGGUGUCCGAAUGUGAUUGAACAGUUUUCUGGACGACAUUAUUCAUUCGCCAGGAUAGUUUGGUGUCACUCAGUGGUUUUUAAUGCCUCCAAACAGGCAUAUGUAUAAUAAAGAACCAUUGUAUUUAA
Neolamprologus brichardi is the source of this 4785-nucleotide messenger RNA. It is a transcript of the gene sppl2b, whose product is annotated as signal peptide peptidase like 2B. The record is from RefSeq and is a predicted model, not a curated record. NCBI's taxonomy places the organism in Eukaryota, Metazoa, Chordata, Actinopteri, Cichliformes, Cichlidae. Gene Ontology annotation, cellular component: Golgi-associated vesicle membrane; cytoplasmic side of endoplasmic reticulum membrane; lumenal side of endoplasmic reticulum membrane. Gene Ontology annotation, molecular function: aspartic endopeptidase activity, intramembrane cleaving. Gene Ontology annotation, biological process: membrane protein proteolysis.